This is a messenger RNA of Pelecanus crispus (Dalmatian pelican), 1003 nucleotides long. The record is from RefSeq and is a predicted model, not a curated record. Lineage: Eukaryota; Metazoa; Chordata; Aves; Pelecaniformes; Pelecanidae.
AUGCCUUUCGCCUCCUCACCAGCAGCUGGGGUGGAAGAAGCAGCAGAGGCCACCUGCCUGCCCGCCUGCCUGCCUGCCUGCCGGUGGCUGCGGGGUCUCGGCACAGGGCAACUUUACUGUGCAAGCCUUGCGCUCUGCAGCCUGUAUCAGCCUGACCGACAGCAGGGCAGGGUCCAGUGCCUCUUGAAGGAAUUUCUGUUCAGCUACACUGGGUGCCAACCACCAGGUGUAGACAUCCAUUUCACAGCAGAGUUUGGUAUUGGGGACUUUAUGAAUGAAGCAAGCCAAAAAGGUCUUCAUCUGGCAGCUGGUUUUCACAAGAAUAGUUCAGAUAGUGGAAAAAUUUUCACCUGUCGUGAGAAAGCUCCAGAAGAAAAGGAUGCAAUUAAAGGACAGUAUGAAAAACUCAUGGAUGCUUACGGCUGCUUAGGAGAGCUUCAGCUUAAAUGUGGUAACACUCGGCUGCACUUUCUGGUCCUGGUGACAGGCUGUACGUCAGUGGGAAAAAUCCUGGACGCUGAAGUUUACAAAAUUACUGCAACAGAUUUCUGUCCUCUCCAGGAAGAAACCAAGGAAGAGGAGCGUGUUACUGCCUUGAAGAAAAUACUGAACUCUGGGAUGUUCUAUUUCUCCUGGCCUAAUGCAGGCUCAAACUUUGACCUGACUGUGCGGGCUCAGAAGCAGGGUGAUAACCACUAUGAAUCUGGUAACUCGUUCUUCUGGUUAGUACUGCGUGUUAUACCAAAGUCUUCUGUCAUCCCCACCUGUAUCUUAUUGGUCAAACGUUAUCAGAGGGAAAUGAACAUAUGCAUUUCAGGUGCACCUCCUUUAUUUCACCGUCAUGUCAUUUUGCAGGGCACGUGGCCUUAGUGAAUUCAUGGUAAACCUGGGUCAAACAAGUAACUUCUGUUUAAUUAAACAGAAUCUGAAAGUGAAAUGCAAUUCUAAUAACUAGACAUUUUGUGUUUUUAAGAAGGAAACACAAGAUGUAUUGCUCACACUA